GCGGCCGCUCCCGCCACCCGGAGCCGCCGGCGCUGAAGCCGGAGCCGGAGCCGGAGCCGACCCGCCGGCCGGGCCUGCCCUCCCUCCCUCCGUCCCUCCCUUCCCCUUCCCCUCCGCCCGCCAUGGCCGAGCCGGCGGCCGCGGGGGUCUCGUCGUUGCCCCGCGAGGUUCGCGAGCAGCUGGCCGAGCUGGAGCUGGAGCUGUCGGAAGGGGACAUCACACAGAAGGGGUAUGAGAAGAAGAGAGCAAAGCUUCUGGCUCCGUAUGUCCCACAAACCCAAGGGGCUGAUCCAGCAUUACAGAAGGAAUCCAGAACUCAGAUGCCUGUUCCAUCUGCAGCUCCAGCCUCAGCAGCAGCAGCAUCAUCAUCAUCCUCAUCCAAAUUUCACCGAGCUCGCUCAGGGGGAGCCAGAGAUGAACGCUAUCGAUCUGAUAUCCACACGGAAGCAGUUCAGGCAGCACUGGCCAAGCACAAGGAGCAGAAGAUGGCCCUGCCCAUGCCAACCAAGAGGCGCUCCACCUUUGUGCAGUCUCCAGCUGAUGCCUGCACCCCCCCAGACACGUCUUCCGCAUCCGAGGACGAGGGGUCGCUAAGGCGCCAAGCUGCUCUUUCUGCUGCAUUGCAUCAGAGCUUACAGAAUGCUGAGUCUUGGAUCAACCGAUCUAUUCAGGGGUCAUCCACAUCUUCAUCAGCAUCUUCUACACUUUCCCAUGGAGAAGGCAAAGGGACCAGUGGGUCACUAGCUGAUGUAUUUGCCAAUACUCGAAUAGAAAGUUUCUCAGUUCCCCCAGAUGUCACAGCAACUACCUCCUCCUCCUCCUCUUCCUCCACGCGCCCCGCAGCGAUUGACCUUCCUCCUUCAGGGAUUGUGAAGGGAAUGCACAAGGGAUCCAAUCGCUCCAGCCUCAUGGAUACUGCUGAUGGUGUUCCUGUGAGUAGUAGAGUCUCCACGAAAAUUCAGCAGUUGCUUAACACCUUGAAAAGACCUAAAAGACCACCCCUGAAAGAGUUCUUUGUGGAUGAUUUUGAAGAGAUUGUGGAAGUUCCCCAGCCUGACCCAAACCAGCCCAAGCCAGAGGGACGCCAGAUGACACCAGUGAAGGGAGAGCCCCUGGGGGUGGUUUGUAACUGGCCUCCUGCCUUAGAAGCCGCUCUGCAGCGCUGGGGAACCACGCAAGCCAAAUGCCCCUGUCUGACAGCACUGGAUGUUACAGGAAAACCAGUUUAUACCCUCACGUAUGGCAAAUUGUGGAGCAGAAGCCUCAAGCUGGCCUACACACUGCUUAAUAAACUGGGGACCAAAAAUGAACCCGUCUUAAAACCUGGAGAUAGGGUAGCCCUGGUUUAUCCCAACAAUGACCCAGUCAUGUUCAUGGUGGCAUUUUAUGGCUGUCUCCUGGCAGAAGUCAUUCCAGUGCCUAUAGAGGAUGCUGGAGGUCAGCAGAUUGGCUUUCUCCUGGGAAGCUGUGGUAUUGCUUUGGCCCUCACCACUGAAGUUUGUCUGAAGGGGCUUCCAAAAACCCAAAAUGGAGAAAUUGUGCAGUUUAAAGGUUGGCCCAGACUCAAAUGGGUUGUGACAGAUUCAAAAUAUCUCUCCAAAUCUCCUAAGGACUGGCAGCCCAACAUCUCAGCUGCAGGAACUGAGCCAGCAUAUAUUGAGUACAAGACCAGCAAAGAGGGCAGUGUCAUGGGGGUCACCGUGUCCCGGGUUGCCAUGCUGUCCCACUGCCAAGCCUUGUCCCAGGCCUGCAACUAUUCUGAAGGUGAAACGAUAGUGAAUGUGUUGGACUUCAAGAAGGAUGCAGGGCUGUGGCAUGGAAUUCUGACGAAUGUAAUGAACAAGCUCCAUACUAUCAGUGUGCCCUACUCUGUGAUGAAAACCUGUCCCCUCUCCUGGGUGCAGAGAGUUCAUGCCCACAAAGCAAAAGUUGCUUUAGUCAAGUGUCGAGACUUGCACUGGGCCAUGAUGGCCCAUCGAGACCAAAGAGAUGUCACCCUGAGCUCCCUGAGGAUGCUGAUUGUCACUGAUGGUGCAAAUCCUUGGUCUGUUUCCUCGUGUGAUGCCUUCCUGAGCUUGUUUCAGAGCCAUGGGCUUAAACCAGAGGCAAUUUGUCCCUGUGCCACCUCUCCAGAGGCGAUGACUAUCGCGAUACGGAGGCCUGGGGUUCCUGGGGCACCUUUGCCUGGAAGAGCCAUCCUGUCCAUGAACGGGCUGAGCUUUGGGGUGAUUCGUGUCAACACUGAAGACAAAAACUCUGCUCUCACUGUCCAGGACGUUGGCCACGUGAUGCCAGGAGGAAUGAUGUGCAUAGUGAAACCUGAUGGGCCACCUCAGCUCUGUAAAACUGAUGAGAUUGGGGAAAUCUGUGUUAGCUCCAGAGCAGGAGGGAUGAUGUAUUAUGGGCUGGCAGGCGUGACAAAGAAUACAUUUGAGGUGAUCCCUGUGACCUCGGCUGGCUCUCCAGUGGGGGAGGUUCCCUUCGUGCGUUCCGGCUUGCUGGGUUUUGUUGGACCAGGCAGCCUGGUGUUUGUGGUGGGGAAGAUGGAUGGGCUGCUGACCGUGAGCGGCCGCCGGCACAACGCCGACGACAUCGUGGCGACUGGCCUGGCAGUAGAGUCCAUAAAAACAGUCUACAGAGGGAGGAUUGCUGUGUUCUCAGUGUCUGUCUUCUAUGAUGAGAGGAUCGUGGUGGUGGCAGAGCAGAGGCCAGAUGCCUCUGAGGAGGACAGUUUUCAGUGGAUGAGCCGAGUGCUGCAGGCAAUUGACAGCAUUCACCAAGUGGGUGUUUACUGCCUUGCUCUUGUACCAGCCAACACGUUGCCAAAAACUCCCUUGGGAGGGAUCCAUAUCUCUCAAACUAAGCAGCACUUUCUGGAGGGCUCCCUGCAUCCCUGCAACAUCCUCAUGUGCCCACACACGUGUGUGACCAACCUGCCAAAACCCAGGCAGAAACAACCAGGUGUUGGCCCUGCCUCUGUGAUGGUGGGGAACCUGGUUGCUGGGAAGCGUAUUGCUCAGGCCUCUGGGAGAGAUCUUGGUCAAAUAGAAGACAAUGAUUUAGUUAAAAAGCACCAGUUCCUGACAGAGGUGUUGCAGUGGAGAGCUCAAGCAACCCCUGACCACCCACUCUUCCUCUUACUAAAUGCCAAGGGAACCACUGUGUGCACAGCCACCUGCCUUCAGCUGCACAAAAAAGCUGAGAGAAUUGCAUCAGUUCUGUGUGACAAAGGACAUCUCAAUGCAGGAGACAACGUGGUGCUUCUUUAUCCUCCUGGCAUUGAGCUGAUCUCGGCCUUCUAUGGGUGCUUGUACGCCGGCUGCGUCCCCGUCACCGUCAGACCUCCCCACGCCCAGAGCCUCAGUGCCACCCUGCCCACCGUGCGCAUGAUCGUGGAGGUCAGCAAAGCUGCCUGUAUCCUCACCACACAGACCUUGAUGAGGCUGCUGAGAUCCAGGGAGGCAGCUGCUGCUGUGGAUGUGAAAACCUGGCCAACCAUCAUUGACACAGAUGACUUGCCCAGGAAGAGGCUGUCUCAGAUCUACAAGCCACCUACACCUGAAAUGUUAGCAUAUCUAGAUUUUAGUGUUUCCACAACAGGAAUGCUCACAGGAGUAAAGAUGUCCCACGCAGCAGUGAGUGGCCUCUGCAGGGCAAUCAAGCUGCAGUGUGAGCUCUACUCCUCCCGGCAGAUCGCGAUUUGUCUCGACCCCUAUUGUGGACUAGGCUUUGUGCUCUGGUGCCUUUGCAGUGUGUAUUCUGGACACCAGUCAAUUUUAAUUCCUCCUAUGGAGCUGGAAUCCAAUCUUUUUCUCUGGUUAUCUACUGUCAGCCAGUAUAAAAUAAGGGACACUUUCUGUUCCUAUUCAGUCAUGGAACUGUGCACAAAGGGACUUGGAAACCAAGUUGAAAUGUUAAAGGCACGAGGAAUCAACCUGUCCUGUGUCCGGACCUGCGUGGUGGUGGCAGAGGAGAGGCCCCGGGUUUCCCUCACUCAUUCCUUCUCCAAACUCUUCAAGGACAUUGGUCUGUCCUCCCGUGCUGUGAGCACCACCUUCGGGUCAAGAGUCAACGUUGCCAUCUGUCUGCAGGGAACAUCUGGACCUGAUCCCACCACGGUGUAUGUGGAUCUGAAGUCCUUGAGACAUGACAGGGUACGUCUGGUGGAAAGGGGAGCUCCACAAAGCCUGCUGCUGUCAGAGUCUGGGAAGAUUCUACCUGGAGUAAAAGUAGUCAUUGUAAAUCCUGAGACAAAAGGGCCUCUUGGAGAUUCUCAUCUUGGGGAGAUCUGGGUGAACAGCCCCCACACAGCCAGUGGCUACUACACCAUCUAUGACAACGAGACCCUCCAGGCUGAUCAUUUCAACACCAGGCUGAGCUUUGGGGACGCUGCCCAGACCCUCUGGGCUCGCACUGGGUACCUGGGCUUUGUCCGUCGGACGGAGCUCACGGCCGCCAGCGGAGAGCGCCACGAUGCCCUGUAUGUUGUUGGAGCCCUGGAUGAGACCCUGGAGCUGAGGGGCCUGCGCUACCACCCCAUCGACAUCGAGACUUCAGUCUCCAGAACACACAGGAGCAUUGCUGAAUGUGCUGUGUUCACGUGGACCAACUUGCUCGUGGUGGUGGUGGAGCUGUGUGGCUGUGAACAGGAAGCCCUGGAUUUGGUUCCUCUAGUUACAAACGUGGUCCUGGAAGAACAUUACCUGAUCGUGGGGGUGGUGGUGGUGGUGGAUCCUGGAGUCAUUCCCAUCAAUUCCAGAGGAGAGAAGCAACGAAUGCAUCUCCGGGACAGUUUCCUAGCUGAUCAGUUAGACCCCAUCUAUGUGGCCUAUAACAUGUAACAGAGGGGGGAAAAAGGUGCUGAGAAACUUGGUGGGACCACUACCUGACCCAGGGUGGCUGUAGAAGUGAAGCUGGUGAAAAUGACUAAUACUUGAGACAAGGUUUGAGAUUGCUGCCAUCACUCCCUUCAUCUCAUCCCGUGGUGUUCAGGUCACACUCAGUAACUCCCAAGGGACAAGAGGAGACGUGGCAGGCAAUGGAAAACAGUUGUAACAGUUUACUGAAAUAUUAGCUUUAUAGAAAAUGCAAAGUUUGGCAAGUGUGUGAGCUACAAAAUUCCUAAGGCCUUUACAGUAGUGUUACUUUUUUUCAGCUGUUGUACAUAUUUGUAUUUUUAUCUAAUACUGUUUUAGGAUUCUAUAAGGGGGGAGGGUUUAUUUAGUUAAGAUAAUAAACUAUUAAGAAAAGGGUCAUCAAGAGUUCUUCAGUUCCCUGCUAUAUAACGUGCUUGGCAUCUGUACUGGAGCUCUUCAUCCCAUGGAAUCACACAACUUAUUUAAAAUUGUGCCAUGACCAAAUCAAUAACUUAGGGAAUCUAAGAGCUACUUAUUCAUAUAGAUAUUUCUUGAAUUUAAAAAGAAUUUUGCCUAUAUUUUAAAUAUGUAAAUAUGAUUAUACAUAAUUCACUUAGAUAGAAAAUUAACUUGGAUAAUGAUGACAGCUGAAGGCAGAAGUUUUUAAGGAUGAGUAACUUUUGUGGUCCUGAGCAUAAUGACAUUGGUCAGGCAGUGGAGGGGAGGUGCAGACAUCUUCCACCAGUUCCCUUGCUCCAGUUUGCAGUCUUCCCUGGCUGGCCAGAAGUGUGUCACAGCCUGUGGGAACCUGGGAUUUGAAGGCACAUCCUUCUGAGAGAGGCUGAGUUCAAGCAGUUGACGUGGAGUUUGGUAGGAGGGCAGGUCCAACAUGCUCAGCUGAAAUGCUGCCCCUGAGGGGCAGUCUCUGCCCCCACCCUCUGGGACACCUCCUGUUUGAGGAAACAGAAGAUCCCUCAGGUUGACACACAGGUCAAGUCACAGUUUGUGCAGUUCAGUCACUAAUCCCUUCAGUUCCCCUUUGGUAGAGCAAGAAAUACUGUAAAUAAAGGCUUCAGGGUCAACUGGGAGGCAACAACCCAGGUUUCCUCAACACAUUCACUAGAAAGAAGGAGGUAAUUCUGGGGUUGAAGUUGGAUGCAUUUAUUUUAUUUUAUUUUAUUUUAUUUUAUUUUAUUUUAUUUUUUGGCAGGAGGAGACAGAAAACCCAGACAGAGCAGUUCUGGGAAACACAUCGUUAAAUAACUGUGACAAUUAAUCUCCCAGCUUUCCAAAUCCUGUGUCAGCUUCGUGUAAAUAGAAAGGAGCAGAAGCCUUAAGAGCAGCAGGUAGGAGCUCUUGCUGAUAGGAAGCAAUUGCACACUGGGCUGAGGGAGAGAGGGUGUUUGUUUUGACUCAGAAUUACCUUUCUUGCACCUAAUCAUCUGUUGAGAGCAAUUAAAUACCUCUGAGUGUUAAGAAAGACAUGAUUUUGGAAGCCAUGAGAGCUGAGAGCAGAUGCUGCCACAGGGCUUUUUGAGUCAAAGGUGGCACAGAGUGUAAAGAAACUUCCUGUUAAAAUGUUCAGGUUACCUCAUUGAAAGUUUUAGGCAGUUUUGGAAAGGUUUCUAGUCUGAACUCUGAAGAUCCUGUGGCAGUUGUUGGAGCAGAGCCCAGUGUGUCUGUCAGCAAAGCCCAGCUGUGUCCUUGAAGAAGAAACAAACCCUGGUGCAUUUUGUUAGUUCUUCACUUGAAGACAAAAGUAGCAAGAUUCAGAGAAGUUCCAGAUGAUAUUUUUUAAAAAUAUUGGGGGGGGGAGAAUAGGUGUAGAAGCUGGAAGUUGUGAUGAUUAAGUCUAGAGGUGAAUUUCUUUCCAAAUGCUUGAGUUCCCAGGUGCAGGUUUUGGAGCAGCCCCUGUAUCCCCUGCAGCAGCAGCACCACAGGCUCCUGGUGUUGGUGCUGCUGGGGUGUGAGGGGUGGGUCUGUAGCACUUGGGGGGGGCCUGGCUGGCUGCUGAGGAUGUGCCCCCCCAAAAGCCUCGUGCAGGGAAUCUUGAAUGAAUUCAGUUCUAACACACUGGCCAGGGAGUGAGAAGGGUCACUGUGCCUGCCAGAGCUGGUCUGGCCAGGAUGAAGCCCACACCAAGACCCUGCCACUUCCUUAGGGUGUCCAAGUGCCCAGAAGUGCUGCUUCUCCCUUUUCAGCUGGCAAAGUCUUGUCACUCCACAUUCUGCAUCCCUAUCUUGGAGGUUUUCUUGCACAGCCAAGUGCCCUGCAGAGCCUUCCUUCCUUGUUGCCCAUUUCAGAAAACCCUUCUGAUGCUCUCAAUCUGUUUCAUACUCAAAGCUUUAGAUGAGUAACUUCCACAAAGACCUUAUUUGAAGGGGAUUUUGAGUACAAUUCUAGGAUUGCCUUUUAUUUUCACUUGGAAUUUCUGAGAAAUAAAAAAAGCAGGUGUUGAUUGGAUCAGAGAUCCCCAGUCUGUGGCAGAUGGGCUUUCUGAAGUGGCACCUUUGGGUGGCAUCCUGGAUUCUUUUGGUUUGUUUUCCUUGUUUUUCAGUUGGUACCAAUAGCUUCUUAGGGUUUGGGGUUUUCAUCCUGCAGGUUUACUGUGUGCUCUGGUUCUUUACUCCCACCUGCUCCAUCUCUCUUGUGUUGGAGAACUGUAGGUCUACAACCCUGCCCAUAGAAUGGGAGCCCCCUCUGCUCCUGGUGGCAGCAGCAGCUGGUCUGAUGUUCUCCAGAGCUUUUCCCCAUGUUGGGCAGAGUGAAAAGUGCUGGAGAGGGGGAAGCAGGGAGCUGGGAAUCUGGGAACCCCCCCAUUUCCAACUCCAUCUCUGCUGAGAUGCCACCAGGCCUUCCACAGGUCACUUCACCCCUUCAGUUUCUUCCUCUGUAGAUGAGGACAUGAUCUCAUCCUCACAACACCCCUGUGAGGUCACUAACUGUACAGCACUAAGUGCUACGUGUUUUUCUUUGCCUCUUGGAGGUUGGGCUCAGUGUGUCCUUCCAGGCUGAGCUGUGAUGCCCUGGUGGUGGCAGGGGGGGCUGUCAGAAGACGUGGCUGUUGCUCUUUGCUUGGUUUCCUUCCAUCCAAGAACAACCUGGACACUCCAGAGAACAGGCAGGGCCACUGAUGUUGCAGGUUCAGGGCUGGAUCCUUUUCCCCUGAAUCCAGUGCUGGGUCCUGGGCAGCAGAGUCUCCCCACGUGCCCCAUUUUGACUUUGCAGCUUCUCCAGUGGCAGAAAUUCAAUGGUUUCCUGCUGCUGUCCCAUCAGAUCCCCAGCCCAACAGCUGCAACUUCACAACUUUAGGAAUUCUUUAAGGCUUUGAACUAAAACAUUUGGUUAGGUCUUGCUGUUGGUGACUUGUUCCCUGAGCAGAGUAGGUGGCUGCAGGUUAAUUCAAGUCCUGGUUUGUUAAAAUAUUGCACUGCAUUUCUGAUUUAAAUAAAGUGUAAUUCAGAUGUGUCACACUAACUGUCCUCAAGAGAAGGUUGUAAAAACGAGGUGAAUUUCAGCCCUCAAUGCAAUGUUGUUUUUUUUCCCCUUUAGUUUCUGUCAACCUCUUUCCCAUUGUCCAACCCAGACUCCAGCGUUAUGUAAUUAUGUAUAAAGUUUUUAUUUAUUUAAAAUUAGAUUAGAGAAUCCAUUUUUAAAGUUAACACCUGGCUGGACAGUGUUCCAUUAACGCAUUGAUUGUGUUUCCUUUGUCUUGUGUUAAUAAUAAAUAUUGAUGCCUGGUU
This is a messenger RNA of Apus apus (common swift), 8599 nucleotides long. RefSeq names its product disco interacting protein 2 homolog B (gene DIP2B). Lineage: Eukaryota; Metazoa; Chordata; Aves; Apodiformes; Apodidae. Bases 123 to 4841 code for a protein of 1572 amino acids. The record is from RefSeq and is a predicted model, not a curated record. The transcript is spliced from 38 exons.